AUGUCGAGCACCGACGCCACCAAGCCCGCCGAGGCUGGCAAGCCCGAGGAGACCAAGCCAGUCACCUCGGAUGCCGUCUUCUCCAUGUUCGGAGGCGGCGCAAAGAAGGAGAAGAAGGAGGAGGAGGAUCGUGGAGAUGUUUCCGGCAGCGCCAAGGCCCAGCGUGAAGCUGCCGCCGCCGCCGCUGCCGCUGCCGGUGACGAUGAUGACCAACCCCCCGAGUCCGAGGACGUCCACUUCGAGCCCGUCAUUCGCCUUACGGAGAAGGUCGAGGUCAAGACAAACGAGGAGUCAGAAGAGCAACUUUUCAAGAUGCGCGCGAAAUUGUUCAAGUUUGUCAGGGACACAAGCGAGUGGAAGGAGCGCGGCACUGGCGACGUCCGGCUGCUGAAGCACCGUGAGAACGGCAAGACUCGUCUGGUCAUGCGCCGUGACAAGACCCUCAAGGUCUGCGCCAACCACUACAUCGUUCCUGAGAUGAAGCUUUCGCCCAACGUUGGCUCUGACAGGAGCUGGGUGUGGAAUGCUGCCGCCGAUGUCAGCGAGGGUGAGCCCGAGGCUGUGACCCUGGCCAUCCGCUUUGCCAACUCUGAAAACGCCAAUUCCUUCAAGGAUGCUUUCCUCAAGGCCCAGAAGGAUAACGAGGUCUUGUUCGGGAAGUCGGAGACUGCGGCGGAGGAAAAGAAAGAGGACGCCAAGACCGAGGACAAGCCUGCAGAGGCGUCAUGA
This is a messenger RNA of Pyricularia pennisetigena, 729 nucleotides long. RefSeq lists its product as uncharacterized. Gene Ontology annotation, molecular function: GTPase activator activity. The transcript is spliced from 5 exons. Bases 1 to 729 code for a protein of 242 amino acids. Gene Ontology annotation, cellular component: cytoplasm; nuclear pore. Lineage: Eukaryota; Fungi; Ascomycota; Sordariomycetes; Magnaporthales; Pyriculariaceae. Gene Ontology annotation, biological process: nucleocytoplasmic transport. The record is from RefSeq and is a predicted model, not a curated record.